This is a messenger RNA of Anneissia japonica, 1229 nucleotides long. Its product is annotated as pumilio homolog 3-like. The transcript has 6 exons. Gene Ontology annotation, biological process: regulation of translation. The record is from RefSeq and is a predicted model, not a curated record. Gene Ontology annotation, cellular component: nucleolus. Gene Ontology annotation, molecular function: mRNA binding. Lineage: Eukaryota; Metazoa; Echinodermata; Crinoidea; Comatulida; Comatulidae. Bases 195 to 560 code for a protein of 121 amino acids.
UGCUCAAGAAGGGAGAUGAAAAUGCAACUAGUAAAAAAGAUUUGAACACCAGGAGGCAGGAGGUACUAGAAGCUGUCAGUAAGCCUUUGCUAGAACAUGUUCAGAGUCAUGCUAGAGAACUUGUCCGCAACAAACAAACAUGUCUUCUUGUAACUGCUAUUUUCCAGAAUGCUGUUGGUGAUAAGAAGCUAGCUAUGGAAGCUAUCUGUAAUUUGGCAUCAGAAGACUUAGUAGCCAUUGAUAGGGACUUAACAAAUGCACUGGAUAAAAUGCAUAUUGUUGAACACCCUGCUGGACAUAUUGUGUUGAAGAAACUUAUUCAACAAGACAAAGAAACACAGAAUUCAGAUUUUAGUGAUAUGUUGGUUGAGAAAGUGGGUACAGAGAAGAUAGUGACAUGGAGUAGCAUUAACAGGGGAGCAUUCAUUCUCGUUUUCCUGUUGGAUUGUGGAAGUGAUUCUGUAAAGAGUAGCAUUAAGGAAGCAAUGACACCUAUGAUGAAGGUACUACAAAAGGCAGACUUUAAAGGAGCUCAAGUUUUAGAAGACAAAUUGAAAUGAAAAUAACUGCAAUUGUUUUAAAGUUUCGUUAAUUCAAUAUGCAUUUUUUAUCUUUUUCUAUGUCUUGUCUUUCAUGUUCUUAUACCGUAAUACUCUUAAUGCAUUCAUUAUAUUCUUUUCUUUUUAGUUUAGAAGUGAAGCAAUUUGGCUUCAUUCAUUUGUUUGAUACUCUCAGCAUUGUGGUCAAGGGUUUGAGCCCUUACUGUGCAAGAAUACAUUUUAUUUGUUUGUCCCUCUCUACCCAAUAGUAUAAAUGGGUACCGGCAUAUGUUGGGAAAGUAAACAGACUGUACAGAGGCAUGGUGAUCCCCCUACAGUGUUGCACAGUCUGGGCCAUAUGCUAAAGAGUGUUCUGGCCUGUACAGAUUUGACUAUCUCUUUAAAAUUCAUCUUAAAUUCAAUUAAGUACAAUGUCACAAUAUAAAUUACAAGCAAGGAUAUUUCAUAAUGUUUUUUAAUAUGCGAUUCCUAGAAAAGUUGAAGUCUAUAACUAGUCCAGGCAAAGAAAAAUUUAGAAAGAGAGAGUAGAUUGUUGCGAUUGAUAUUGAGUUUUUUAUUUAUUGGUAUAAAAAAAAACUCAGAUAAAAAUGUUGAAAACUUAAAUAUAAAUAUGACUUACUGUACAUUAAUUAUGUAAAAAAUUAAAAUCCAAUUCAGCUUUGUUCAAAU